CGGUGAAGAUCUCUUUUCGACAUCCAUCGAAGGCAGCAAACUUACUUUUUUCAGUGAUCCUCUCUUUCUCUUAGUCUACAAAUUCAACAACCAACAUGGGUCUUUCAGACGAACAAAAGGAAGAAUACGAAGAUUGCUUCAAGCUGUUCGAUAAGGACGAAGAUGGCAAGAUUGAGGCUAGGGAGAUUGCGGAUGUGGUUCGAGCACUUGGACUGAAUCCUUCCGAACCCCAAGUCGAGGAAAUGGUCAAGAAGGUGUCCCCCAAAGGAGGCCCAGUGGGUGUGGAUGCCAUUUUUACCGUCAUGGAUGGACAUGGAAUUGUCAAUGGAACAGCGGAACAAGUGCUCGAGUCCUUCAAGAUCUUUGACAAUCAAGGCGAAGGAAAGAUCCUGGCCACCGAAAUGAAGGCUGUAUACUGCAAUAUGGGCGAGAAAUUUAACGAAGAAGAAGCAGAAAAGCUGAUGAAAGCCUUGCCAGUGGAUGAUAAGGGUUAUGUUGAUUAUGCCGAGUGGACCAAGAUGAUUUUCUCCGCAUAAAAGUCAUGUUCCGGUAUUCUGGAGAGUCGAUCGAGUCUUGGCCAUUUCGUUUUGGCAUGUGUUAGUGACACUAGUAUCCGCAUGUUGGGUGGUCUGAACCAGCAGUCGACAAUUGAUUUUCUGUGGUGGAGCUAUUGAUGGUUUGGCGAUGGCUUCAGUCUACCCGGAUGCGCAUGCUGCUGCAGUAGAAACAAUGAGUUGUGAUUAGUUAGUUGUUAGUUUUUUCCCUUC
This is a messenger RNA of Seminavis robusta, 767 nucleotides long. The record is from the annotation of a GenBank genome assembly. NCBI's taxonomy places the organism in Eukaryota, Bacillariophyta, Bacillariophyceae, Naviculales, Naviculaceae.